This is a messenger RNA of Wasmannia auropunctata (little fire ant), 521 nucleotides long. RefSeq lists its product as uncharacterized. The transcript is spliced from 3 exons. Lineage: Eukaryota; Metazoa; Arthropoda; Insecta; Hymenoptera; Formicidae. The record is from RefSeq and is a predicted model, not a curated record. The coding region runs from base 1 to 456 and encodes 151 amino acids.
AUGACACAUACCAAGGUGCUUAGUUUUAUGAUUGUUGUAAUUGAGAAAGAGGAUAACAUUAUGAAAAAAAUUAAUGUGCAAUUUCCGAGUAUUUGUUGUUGUCGUGGCAAUAGCGUGUGGCAUACUGAUUCCUUCUAUACAUUCAUUAAUAAGAAUUUAUGGAGACAUCAUACUAAUGUUAGACAAUUUGCAACUUUCUCUACCAGCUCUAGGCUGUUUGAUAAGAGUCGUGGUUUUUUGGUGGAAGAAAGAAGCUAUCAUACCAAUCAUGGACAUGAUUGCGGAGGAUUGGGUCAAAUUGAAAAAUCCGCAAGAAAGAAAUAUAAUGAUCAAAAGGGCGCAAAGUGCACGCAUAAUUAUUACGUGUUCAUAUUGCAUCAUGGGAGUAGCAUGCUUUUUUGCUAUCAUUUUACCAUGCUUUGGAAUAUCUAUGAGAGACACGACCAACAUUACUGAUCCAGGCGGACCAUUGCCUCUACAAACUUAUUAUAUUUACGAUGUAACAAAACGACCGCAAUACG